AUGAUCACGGCGUCAGGGACGUUGCGAAAGUGCCGCCUUUAUCUCCGCACCGCCAUCGAUAUCGUCACCUGCACCAUCGUACCAUCAUCCUUACAAACGCAUUUAUCUCCCACCAUCGAUAUGGUUUCGGCAAAAAGGCCGACGCCCGACACACAGGAGAUGGUCUCCAUAUCACUUAUAGACAUCAGGAAGGAGCUACAGUGCCCCAUAUGCCUUGGUUCGGGUGAGAUGGUAGACAGGGAUCAUCAGGCGGACGCGCACGGUGAUGGAGUGCUUGCACCGUGUCUGUGGGGACUGCAUCGACAAGGCCAUCAGGCUCGGGUGAGAGGGACGUUUGGCUCGGGUGCAGUGGAGGUCAGCAGACGGUCACUGCGCGCCGACCCGCGAUUUGAUGCGCUGGUGGCUGCUGUGUUCCCCAACAGAGACAGGAUCGAGAAGGAGGUGGGUGGAAGGGGUGAUGCUAAGAAGCAGGAGGGCUCUUUCCAAAGGCGCAUAAAGGAGAUCUCUCGCCGCCAGGCGCAAGUCUUCAACCGCCGUCGCCCCCCCUCCUCCUCCUCUCUCUCCCUUGCUGCCCCUGAUGCUUCUGAUGCUGCCAAUGGUGGUGAUGCUAGCGCUGCUGCUACCAGUAGUGGUGAGGUGAGGUAUAAUACCAACACCACCACCGCCACCACCACCACUGCUGCUGCUUCUGGUAAUGACCUUGGUGCUGCUCGUGUUUGCACUGCUAUCAAGAAAAGGAAACGAGACGAAUCAAUGUUGGGAGGCUCAAGUGGGAGUCAGAGCGUUGGUGGUAAGAGUGGUGUGCCUGGUGGCGAGUGGAGUAAAGAGAGGAGGAGAGUGAGGAUGGUGGGGAGUUGUGGAGAGGAGGGAGAGGAGGAGGAGGAGGAGGAGGAGGAGGAGGAGGAGGAGGAGGAGGAGGAGGAGGAGGAGGAGGAGGAGGGGGAAGAAAUUGGGGGAGGAGUGAAACACGAGAAACAGUCAGUGGAAAGGACAGAGACGGAGGAGGAGGGAGAGGAGGAGGACGAGGAGGGAGAGGAGGAGGGAAGGAAACUAGAACCUGAAUCAGAGGGGGAGGAAUGUUUUCAGAAAGAGGAGGAAGAGGAGAAGGAGGAGGAGGACGAGGAGGAGGGGGUGGAGAGGGAGAAGGAGGAGGAUGAGGAGAAAGAGGGGGGAGAGGAUGAGGAGAUGGAGGAGGAGGAGGUUAUAGUGGUCACUGCAGCAGUGCAGAGGAAACAGAAGCGGUCUGCUAAAGCAGGAGAGCAGAGGGGACAGAAGAGGGGAUUCAGAGAUGAGAGAGAGGUGAAGGGAGAGAGAGAAGAUUUCAGCAUGGGAGCUGGCGAGGGUAAUAUGGGAAGAAAGAAGGUGAGGCAGGGGGGAGUGAGAGACGCUGGGAUGAAGCAUGCUGGCACCCGGGGCGAAGCAGCAGCUUCGGCCCGAGCAGGAGUAGCAACAGGAGGAGGACAGGCAGGGAAGAACGUAGAGGCUGGAAGCGGCUUGCAGCCACUGCAGGUGCAGCCCAGGGCGAUCCGCUGCCCCCGUGCUGCUCUGCUUGCACGCGCUCUGGUGGAGGAAAACACGUCUUCCUCCACAAUGCCACAGGCUCCUCAACGCUAUGGUGAUGCUGCUGUGGCGCCUUCACGGGCAUUAGUUGGGAGUGUGGCCGGCACGUCUGAUUUGGCUUGCCGGGAUGGUUUGCAAACUCACUGUCUGGCUGGUCAAGGGGGUGUUAACGGGAGCGUUGCUGGUCAAGGGGGUGUUAACGGGAGCGUUGCUGGUCAAGGGGGUGUUCACGGGAGCGUUGCUGGUGAAGGGGGUGUUAACGGGAGCGUUGCUGGUCAAGGGGGUGUUAACGGGAGCGUUGCUGGUCAAGAGAACGUUCUUGAGCAGAUGAUGAGGCUUGUGGGUGGCGGAUAUGGGGUUUUCAAGUCAUGUGGAGGGCUUUUGCGACGCAGGGUCAAGUCCACCACUUCCACCUCGCCAUUGCUAGUACCCUCGUCGCUGAACGAAGACUCUUUGGAAUCCAUGAGCAGCCAGCUAGCAGCGUGGUUUCUGGACCCCAUUUGGACGGACAAAGCUCCUGACAUGACGGUCACAAUCGGCCCAAACGCGCUCUGCCAGCUAGACGGCACUGCAACCGUCGCGUUUCCUCCCGAUGCCGUAUUCAGCCUCGUGUGCGACCCCUACAAUCGCCGCGUGUUCAGGAACAUCAAAUCGGUGUGGAACCACCACGUCGUGCGUGACUGUAACGGGGUGAAGGAGGUCGAGAUGGACAUGGCGUUUUCGUUUCAGCUGCCGUUCUUUACUGGCACGUUCGACGCACACAUGCGCAUGGUUCAGGACAGGCCUAACCGCACCAUGAACUUCGCCCUGACUCGACCAGGCUUCAUGCGGAAAUUUGAAGGAUUCUGGAGAGUCGAGCCUCUGCCUGUCCCUGCAUCGUCUGCUACAUCGUUACCAGACAAUUCCAGCUUCCGCCGAUGCGAAUCUACAGAAUCAAGCGAUGGCAUCACGAGCUUCGACGAAAGCAGCACUAGCAGCGACGAAUCCGACGAAGCGCCAGACGUGAAGACGGGUACAGGCGGAUCGAAUCCGACUGCACCUGACGGAUUUCGUCUGGCUUCCCGUCUGGUGCUCUGCCAAAUUGUCCAGCCGUCAGUUGCACCGCCAUCCAUUUUCAAGCGGUGUCUUCACAGUCUCCUGCAGCUGGCCACGAGGGACGUGCUGCUGGUCUUCCAGCAGGAAGCUGCUCGUUUGAGAGCAGCGCGAGGGGAGGAGGUGAGGGAGGACGCGAAGAAGACGGGGGUUACGUCACUGACGUCUAGAAUGUGGAGUAUAUUGAGUGUAAAAGCUUGA
This is a messenger RNA of Closterium sp. NIES-65, 2853 nucleotides long. The record is from the annotation of a GenBank genome assembly. NCBI's taxonomy places the organism in Eukaryota, Viridiplantae, Streptophyta, Zygnematophyceae, Desmidiales, Closteriaceae.